UCGUGCCACCCCAACCAUCCCAUCCCAUCCCAUCCAUCCAUCCGUCCAGGCCAGUGCGGUAAGCAAGCGAGCAGCAGCAGCAGCACCUGGACAGGGCAACACAAGACGACCACCCACCUACCUACCUAAUCUAUCACGUCGCUGGGGCGGCGGCAUGGCGGCUACGCUGCGGGGAGAAAAGAAGCGUUCUAGAAGUCCAUGUGUCUCUGUCGGCCGACAACUGCCCGCGGGGGGAGGGGCGAGAGAGGUCCACGACGGGCCGUGGGGGGAGGGAUAAGACAUCAACCAUCACACCGCGCGCCACGUACGUAGUUUUGCUGCAUCGCCAUCGCCUGCCUCCUCGAUGAGGCUCCGGUACCGCCGCGUCGACUCGACUCUCCUGUCGCAGGGACUUGCAGAGCCAAAGGAAAACCAGUACAUCUGGCCGGUCGCUUAUUGCUGCCCCUCCUCCCUCCGGAUCAGCAGUCCGACGCUCGGUAGGUCCAUCCAAUCCUGCCUCGAAAGUUCCCCCAAGCUAGCUAUCGGAAGAAAGAGCAUGUCUGUCCCCCCCCGUCUCUCGGCCCCCAAGAAACCCACAUCGAGGCGAAUAUGAUGACUGCCCUGCCCUUUCACCCCGCCACGAUGCAACGUCGAACUCCAUCGCCCGCCCGCACUGGCGAUCAGGACUGGAAAGCGCCGAGACGGAGGGGUGGGGGGGUCGGUAAGCCCAUGCCUUGCCAUCAUGCAGGACGCGGAGAGCCCCGAUCGGCGGCAGGCCGGCCGGGGACAAGGUAACUAAUGAAUGCCCCAGAGUAGGAGCGAGGCAGCGUGGACAGGUUGACAGGCAUGCCAUGCAGGGCUCACUCACUCACUGUGCCCGACAACAAACUCGCUCGCCACUCUCUGCUUCCAACCACCACACUAUACGGUAUACAGUAUACAAUAGCAGCAGCAGUCAGGCCAGCGGACCGGGCGUAGUCGUUUGUUACACGACACGCAAGACGGGGAUUUGUUCUUUCUAAAGAAAGAAACAGGACGAGGAGGGGGAGGGGGAGGGGGAGGGGAAGACCUUCACUCGAACAGAGAGGCUGAGGGCACCGCCGGCAGCUUUGUGGGACGAUGGGCUCAGUCACACAGACAAAAUCUUACAAAGCACACGCAUGUAUGUAUUCGUAUGUGUGUACGUACAUAUGAUGCGAGGACGGGUCGACAUGUCGCUUGUCGAAUGAUACAUUACCGACUUCGACCCCACGUCACGUCCCGUUCCGUGUCCCCUCCCCUUGUCUCGCAAGGCCCGAACGGGGAGAGAGCAGCACUAGCACCAGCACAAGUAGAUCCAGUCAGUCAAAGUCAAGGUCGUCUUUGUGUCUCUCACCGUCAGCCGCCAACAAGCACUGUCGCAGUCGCCAGUGUCACCACCCCUCCCAGCGGCAUGACGCUGCUGAUGCUGCUGCUGUCACCACCACCGCUCUUGUUGGUCGUCAUGCAGUUGUUGUUGGGCUGCCUGGCCACGCUCCCGGCGGCCGUGUCCGGCACCCGAUACGGCGGCGGCGGCUCCGUUCAUGUUGUUGGUCCGGCGACGGCCCUCGCGGCGCUCAACGCCAGCGUCGGCGGCCGGGUGCGCGCCACGGAGCCCUUUGCCCUGCCGUGCUUCGCCAUGUACGAGGGCCGCCCCAACCCGCGCCGCGACGCCGCCGCCUGCGCCGAGCGCCAGGCCAACUACCGCUCCGCCGCGUACCGCAGCCGCUUCCCCGGCGGCUACAUGUACGACCAGUCGUCCGUGUGCGCGUCCGACCCGGCGCCGUCGGGGGACCGCUGUCUGCUCGACCCCGAUGACCCGUGGUCCUCUGGUCGCCGCGCGUUGGAGGGCGGCGGCGCCGACUGCAGGCAGGGCAACGUCCCCGCGCACUACCUGGAGGUGAGGGAGGCGAGGGACGUAGUCGAGGCGUUUCGCCACGCGGGCAGCAGGAACAGCGGGAGCAACAGCAGUGUCGCUGAUGGAGGCGGGUUGAGGAUCGUCGUCAAGAACAGCGGGCAUUCGUUUGAGCUCGACAGCAGCGGCAAGGGGGCCCUAUCGCUCUGGACGCAUAACCUCAAGACGCUGACCCGGCACCGCGCCUUUGUCCCUGACGGAUGCAGCAGCAGCGGCGGCUCCGGGGCAUCGUCGUCGUCGUCGUCACGCCCCGUCGACGCCAUCACCACGGGCGCGGGCGUCACCUGCGGCGAGGCCUACUCCUUCGCCGACGCCGAGGGCGUCGUCAUCCUGUGCGGCUACUCGGCGACGGUCGGCCUCGCCGGCGGCUGGGUGCAGAACGGCGGGCACUCGGUGCUCAGCAACGCGCUCGGGCUCGGGGCCGACCGCGUGCUGCAGUUCACCGUCGUGACGCCCGACGGCGCCGUCCGCGUCGCCAACCGGUGCCGCAACGCGGACCUGUUCUGGGCGCUGCGCGGCGGCGGCGGCGGCACCUUUGGCGUCGUCCUGGACGCGACGCAUAGGGUCGACCCGGCGGCGCCCAUUGCCGUGGCCAACAUAAGCGUGCCCGUCCCUCCUCGUCGUAGUGGUGAUGGUGGUGGUGACGACGCCGCCGUAGACGUCGUGUACGGCUUCAUGGAGACGCUCUUCGACUCGGCCGUCGCCAUGGCUGAGGACGGCUGGGGCGGCCACAUCUACGGCAACUCCAUCGUCUACAUGAGCCCCAAGCUGCAGACGGAGGAGGCGGCGAGGCGCUCCAUGGCGCCGCUCAUCGCCUUUGCCGAGCGGCACCCCGGCAGCAGCGUCAACGUGUCCAUCGCGCCGCGCUGGUACCCCAUCUUCGACGACUUUGUGCUCAAGGGGUCGUACCCGGUCGGCGACCUGAGCCUCAUCAACACGCGCCUCGUGCCCGUAAAGGUGCACACCGACGAGGGCCUGCGCGCGCAGUUCAAGGCCUACAUGCGCGAAUUCAUCGCCACCGUCGGCCCGCCGUACGUGCCCGUCGACGCGCCGUACCUAUCCCUGCGUCCGUCGUCGUCAUCGUCGUCGUCGUCGUCUUCCUCCUCCUCCUCACCACCAUCACCAUCUUCAUCAUCGACGACGGACACCACGGCGACAUCGGUGCACCCGGCGUGGUACUCGUCGCUCUGGGAAUGGGGCUACCCCAACCGCUGGGCCUGGAACGGCACCCUCGACGACCGCCUGCGCGCCGUCCGCCGCAUGCAGGCCCAGACGGCGCGCAUGGAGGCCGUGACCCCCGGCGGCGGCGCCUACAAGAACGAGGCCAACCCCUUCACCCCCGACUGGCGCCGCGUCUUCUUCGGCGGCCACUACGACCGCCUGCUCGCCGUCAAGCGCAGGUACGAUCCCCGCGGCCUGCUCCGCUGCUGGCGCUGUGUCGGCUGGACGGACGAGGACGCCGCGGCGUCGUGCUUUGGCGCGUUUGAUAAGCUCGGCGCGUAGUUUGAGCCUGGGCGGGCUCUGGCUUUUCGGCCCUGGUGGCGGCGGCGCUGGUGAUUGUGGGGACGCAAGUGAAUGGCCGGGUGCGCCGAGAAACAGAUAGAAUAGAUAGACGAGGCUCUCGAUGAGGGAGGGAGUCUGUUUGUGAAUUUGGAAAGAAAAGAAGAAGAAAAAGUGUCAAGAUUCCGUGGCGGAGUCGAUGUUAAAAUGGAAAGUGCUCGCUCCGCACUUUCCCCUCACCGAUUGCAUCGUGUUAUAGAUAGGUUAGUCAGCCUCACAGUUGGCUGGCUCUUUCACUGGUCUCUCUCUCGCUCGGCCACCUAUAUAGCUCUUCUUCUUCCUCCCUUCAUAGCCCAUCAAGCUCUCUCUUCAUCAUCAGCUGUGCGCCUGUGCCCCUCUUCUCACAUCGCACCUCCUUCACCCUCACCCACCGCUCACUUCCCCACACAUCAUCACCCCAUCCUCCUCAUCCGGCUCUAUACAACAUGAUCAUCACCGCCCUCAGGUCAACCUCCUUAUUUCACAUAACGAUCAUGGCAACGACCUCCGUCGCCGUGCUCGCCAAAGCACACAUACUCACUCAUGAAUACAAGAACCAGGCAGGGUCAGAGACUAAGGAUAUGUAUUCAAACUUCUCGGGGGCCGGUCGCCAGGCUUGGUCCCCCAGUCCGAUUCCUCCGUGCCCAGCGUGAGCUCCAGCGUCCACCCCUCCGUGAAGAACUCGUGCCCGAUCCAGCUCUUGGUCCACGGCUUCCCGUUCACCGUCGCCUUCUGCACGUACACUUUCUUGUACGACGGAUCGAAGCCGAUGUUGCGAACCGUCGCCUUCUGGCCCGUCUGCGGCGAGCGGAUGCUCACCUCCUCGAAGAACGGCGGGCUGAUGAGAUAGACGUUUUGCCCGGCCACGGGAAACAGCCCCAUCACAGAGAAGAACAGGAACGCGCCCAUGGCCCCCGAGUCGUCAUUGCCGGGCAGACCGCCGGGGCUCGAGUUGAACGACUUGGGUACGUACGUGUGGAUGCGCUCCGUCGAGAGCGCGGGCCUCCCGGCGUAGUGGUAGAGGUACACCGUUAAGAACACUGGUUCGUUGGAGAUGUCGGCGAGCCCACUCGUAUGGAAGAAGUUGAGGCGCUUGACAAAGGCGUCGUCACCUCCGAGCAACGAGAUGAGCGAUGAUGUCGCAUGAGGGACGAAGCUACAAGUGUCAGCGUGGUCACGCAACCUGAGCAACUCGGGUUGAGUUGACUCACAAGAGAUACUGCCAGAUGCUGGCCUCGAACGUCUCGCUCGGAUUCGACGUCAGCGAACAGAACCC
This is a messenger RNA of Purpureocillium takamizusanense, 4727 nucleotides long. RefSeq lists its product as uncharacterized. The coding region runs from base 1154 to 3415 and encodes 753 amino acids. The record is from RefSeq and is a predicted model, not a curated record. Lineage: Eukaryota; Fungi; Ascomycota; Sordariomycetes; Hypocreales; Ophiocordycipitaceae. The transcript is spliced from 2 exons. Gene Ontology annotation, molecular function: FAD binding; oxidoreductase activity.